UUCGUACACAAAAUUGCAAACAAUUCCAUAAUAAAUGUAAUUAAAAAGUUAAUGUCAUAUAAAUAAGAAUAUAUUUAUUAAUACUAUAUGAUUUAGAAAGCAGUCAAACAUGAGUUGUGCGGUACUUGUAAUUUAGAUUCAUAAACUUAAAAUGCAAUAAUUACGCAAUAAACGUUUAUUUAAGGUCCUUGCGAAAAUGUGUCGGGCAAAGUUUCAGUUCGUUAUUCGAUCUGAAAGGACGUAUCGUCAUUUGUCUUCCUUCACGUAUCAAUCUAGCCUUCAAUGGAGUCCAUACCGAAUGAUUCUCUAUUAGAAUUUAACCCUGACACUCUACAAUACUUAAGGAAACAAUACUUGCUUGAUACACCUGGAAGAAUUGAAGAGGCUGUUAAUCUUUUAGAAGAAUGGCUGAAGAAACAAGCACAUUUUAUUCGAAAAGAAUUUUCGAGGGAUUACCUGGAGAGAACAAUAAUUAUAAGUAAGGGUUCCGUGGAAAGAGCGAAGAAAAAAUUAGAUAGUAUAUGUACCUACCGUACAUUAUACCCUCACUUUUUUAAUUAUUUUAACGUUGAGAACAACAAACUUCUGGAUGAUUUUUACGGAUGUUUUCUGCCAAAAUUAACAAACGAUCACUACAGAGUGUACGCUGUUAAAAAUCAAAUCAAGAAUACAGUUGAAAGUGGAUUCUUAGAUUAUUAUCGUUUUUACUUUAUGUUGUGUGAAUAUGUUCAAGCUCACGAUUAUUGUAAUGGUCUGGUGAUUUUCGUGGACUACUCCGAUGCAAACAUCAUGGAAUCGAUAAAAUGGAUAACUGUCACAGACAUGACACGUCUGAUGGAAAUAAUGAGGGAAGGAUAUGGAAUGAGGAUAAAAGGUAUUCACAUUUAUACACAAUCUAUGGCAAUAGACGCACUGGUUUCUAUUAUGAAACAAGGGACCAGUCCUAAGGUUGCCAAUAGAUACAAAGUGCAUAAGACCUUAGAAAGCGUCUAUGAUUAUAUACCCAAAGACAUCUUGCCAGUUGAAUAUGGAGGCAAAGAAAAACCCUUGUUUGAUCUUCACAAAAAAAUGAGAAAUAUUUUUGCUAACGAAUUCAAGGAUUACUUAGAAGAAAUGAGACAGGCAGGAGUGAACGAAAAUCUCAGAACAUCGGAUUCUGUCAAUGGAUCUCAAUAUUUGGGAAUAUCGGGCACUUUUAGGCAAUUGAAUGUUGUAAGCCUCAACUACACGACGGAGGUAGGCAGCCACCCAGUGAUACCGGAGUGUCUCCAGAAUGCAGCUUCAGGGCACCGAGUUAAAGGCGUUUGCGAUAUCCAGCGACAUCGCCACGGCAACCCUCCCUCUAACCACUGCAUACCCCGUCGUGAGGCCUCUCACCGGACCUCUACCUGCCAGGUGUGCGAUGAGGCGCGUCCAGAGCCUGAAUGCAGAGCCUACGGCGCCUGGUGUAUCGGCGUCGCACUCCGAUGCACUCACCGCGCAGCGCAGCCAGCUUUCGGGACUACCAAUACAGUUGACGCUUGCGCUGGCCCAGACGGACCAGAGGCGUCGCCACGUCACAAAUCCUGGACAUGGCUUCCUGAAGCCAUCUUGCCUCCUCGUUCACUUCGGCAGGCCUUUCUGGUGGAAUUACCCAAGCCUGCACGAUUACAGCUUCGAGGAACAGCUCUCGGUUUAGCUGCCUCAGGGCCCAUCGCGGUCCACUGGGGCCUGCCUGACCAACGGAUCUUUGGACUCGGCGGAGACGUUGAACCGGAUAAACUGGUGGUCGGAAUACGUCUUCACGUCCUCCACGACGCGCCACCGGCUAUUAAAUCGAAAUUUCCCGAAACAUGGAGUAACAGGAAUACAGAAAAAGUAAUCACAAUGGAAUCUAUACCAAAGGACUCUUUAUUGGAAUUUAAUCCAGAUACUCUUCAGUUUCUUAGAAAACAGUACAAUCUGGAUACACCCGGCAGGAUUGAAGAAGCAAUUGAAAUUUUGUCAGAAUGGCUCAAAAAACAAAAGCAUUUCCUAAGAAAAGAAUUUCCAAAAGAUUAUUUAGAAAGAACAAUUAUAAUAAGCAAAGGUUCUGUUGAGAGGGCAAAAAAGAAGCUGGACAGUAUAUGCACCUAUCGGACCCUGUUCCCUGAAUAUUUUACCGUCUUUAAUGUUCAGGAAAAUGAGCUCUUGGAUGAAUUUUAUGGAUCUUUUCUACCCAAACUAACAAGCGAUCACUACAGAGUAUAUGCUGUCAGAAACAAAAUAAAGAAAACAUGUGAAAGUGGAUUUUUAGAUUUCUACCGAUUUUUCCUCAUGCAAUGCGAAUAUGUCCAAGCGCAUGACUACUGCAAUGGCCUUAUUAUUUUCAUUGACUAUUCCGACGCAAACAUCAUGGAGUCGGUAAAAUGGUUUAACAUAAGUGACGUGAAACGUAUCCUGGAUAUAAUGAAGGAGGGAUACGGUAUGAGGAUAAAGGGUAUACACUUCUAUACAGAAUCAAAAGCCGUCGAUGCCCUUGUAACAAUUAUCAAACAAGGAGCUAGCCAAAAGGUGGCCGGCAGAGUCCAAGUACAUAAAACAUUAGACAAAAUUUACGAAUACAUUCCCAAAGACAUUAUGCCGUUAGAGUACGGAGGUCAAGAAAAACCAUUAUUUGAACUGCAUAAAAAGAUGCGACAUAUUUGUUCUUCGGAGUUUAAGAGUUAUUUAGAGGAAAUAAGACAAGCUGGAACAAAUGAAAGCCUGAGACCAGAAGAUUCAGUAAAUAAAUCGCACUAUAUGGGAAUAUCCGGGACAUUCAGAAAUUUAAGUGUUGAUUAAACUAUUCAACAUCUCUAUAGUGAAUUCGAUAUCAUUUUUAUGGUAGUUUAGAUUCAAUAAAAAAAAAUACAAAAAACAUGAAUUAUGUAUUGAAGCAAAAAAAAUAUUAUAUAAAUUUCUUUUAGGGGUUGGAGAGAACUACUACUAUUAAUAAUACCUUAUAAGUAUAUACAUACAUAUAUAUGUGUAUAUAUAACUAGACUAUUCUUGAUGAUAAUUUGGUGUUGUUUUAAUAAAGGAAAAUAAAUGGUUACAUAGCAUUAAAAUAGUA
Messenger RNA from Danaus plexippus (monarch butterfly), 3073 nucleotides. RefSeq lists its product as uncharacterized. Bases 283 to 2802 code for a protein of 839 amino acids. The transcript has 15 exons. Lineage: Eukaryota; Metazoa; Arthropoda; Insecta; Lepidoptera; Nymphalidae. The record is from RefSeq and is a predicted model, not a curated record. Gene Ontology annotation, cellular component: membrane. Gene Ontology annotation, molecular function: phosphatidylinositol bisphosphate binding.